This is a messenger RNA of Salvia splendens (bonfire salvia), 991 nucleotides long. RefSeq lists its product as uncharacterized. NCBI's taxonomy places the organism in Eukaryota, Viridiplantae, Streptophyta, Magnoliopsida, Lamiales, Lamiaceae. The transcript is spliced from 5 exons. Bases 313 to 789 code for a protein of 158 amino acids. The record is from RefSeq and is a predicted model, not a curated record.
AAUGGUCUUGGGGGUUUGUUAGUGUCAUUGAAGGACCCAACUGGUACAAUUGAUGCUACUAUUCACCACAAAGUCCUCUCCGAAAACGAGUUUGGUAAGGAGUUAACUACUGGUGCAGUUAUAAUACUUCAGAAGGUAGCCAUCUUUGCCCCUGUGAGGACAGCACGUUAUCUCAAUGUAACAACAAGGAAUUUGGUGGAGGUAUUCUGCCAAAACAAGGAAUCUACUUUAGUACUUUAUAAGUCUGUUCAGCCAGUCCAGUAUGCUGAUCCCGAUACCGAAUCUAGUCGAAAAGCCAGAGCAGUGGAGAGGAUGUCCUCCAUGCAAAAUGAGGUGCAGGAAGACGCUGAGAUGAGAUUGUCCAAGAGAGCUGAGAAUUCCCAAAAUGAGAAUGUAAUUCGGAAGCAGAAUCUUUUUGAUGGAAACAGUCAAUCGAAUAACAGGGACAGCUCAAACGUAUCUGCAACCCAGAGAGGAGGGUACAUUAAUAUAAGCCAGCAUGUGUGCAAUGAAGGACCUGAAGACAUGAGCAGGACUAGGAUUACUGGUGACGACCAAGAGAUAGUGAAUGGUACCAAAAGGGGGACAAAGGGAGGUAACUCGGAAGGUGACGACACUGAUACAAUGAUCAACCCUCUUGCAGAAACUACAGGUGAAAAUGGUCGAGGGACCAAUGAAGUCCAAAUGCAAACGCAGCCUCUGAUGUCGACAGCCACUCCUCCACAGUGGACAGACGAACAGUUGAACGAACUUUUUGCAGAUGAUGAGGAUGAUGCUUCUUUAUUCUGAUAAGGUUUGCAAAAGUUCUAUUUUCGAGUAUUAGAAAAAGAAUGUACAUGCUCUUCUUCACCCCCAACCAAACACACGUUACCAUAGUUUUACAUUACCAAUCUUUACAUCUUCAAGCUGUCAUUUUGCUAUUUUGUGUAUUUUAGCAGAUCCCUCAAGAAAUUUUAAGAGUUAUAUGCUAUAUACAUAGAGAGUUGCAAUA